Messenger RNA from Paraglomus brasilianum, 2295 nucleotides. NCBI's taxonomy places the organism in Eukaryota, Fungi, Glomeromycota, Glomeromycetes, Paraglomerales, Paraglomeraceae. The record is from the annotation of a GenBank genome assembly.
AUGGCCCAUUACUCUCCAGAAAUUUAUCACGAAAGACAAAGGUUAUGGCUAUGUGGACAGCAUGCCGUCAACAGCUUGCUUCAGGCGGAAGUCUAUACUAAAGCUGAUAUGGACAAGAUAGCAGAAUCUCUCAACCUAAAAACAGAUGUCGAGGCUAAAUCAUGGUUAUCUUAUUACAUAAAUCCUCACAAAAACAUAAUUAUCGGUAAUUAUGAUGUUAAUGUGAUAAUAGAGGCACUGAGUGGACAAGGAUUAGAGACGCGAUGGUUUGAUGCCAGAAAGGAUAUCCAGUUCACCGAUCGAACGCUUUUUGGCUUGAUACUUAACAUGCGAACGGAAUUCUUAUGUUUUCCACUGCGCCAUUGGAUUGCUAUUAAACCUAUUUUCGCGGAACAAAGUGGAGGAGAAACACAUACCAUAUACAAUCUAGACUCUAGAUUGACAAGACCCGAACUGUUUGAUAAUGAAGAGGCGGUAUACAGUUUCUUGGAGAAAGUUAUAUGCCACGAGGGCGGUCAGUUGCUCAUAGUCAAAAUCAAACAGGAACAAUCUGGCAGUGAUAAUGAACUAAUCGAUCGUCGAAUCCACAGGACAAUGUGUUUUUCUGCUGCAAAGUGGAAAAGAGAAAAGGUUCAAGACCACAAGUUUGACUUUGUGGACGUAAAUGAAUUCAAAGAAAGAAGCUUUAUUAGAAGGAUAAAAUACUCCUUCGUAUUUAUGGUCGUGCUAAAGUCCGUCCUCGUUUACAUAGCCGACCUAUGGACAGCAGGCAUUUUACUCAUCUUUAACGAUUGGAGUUCGGCUGUAAAACCAAAAGUACCAAUUUACAUUUCAAAGUGGAUUUUCUUGGCUUGUAUAUUUAUGAGUUUCGCACUAUUGGCCUGGGACAUGAAAAAAGCACGCAAUAUCAUUAUGUCGAAAGACAUAUCAUACGCUUUCACUAGCACAAUAGCUUAUAGAUAUUACACAUUACGUAGCUAUGCACAUUAUUGCUUCUUCUGUCAAAUUAAUAAUUCCAAAAAGUUAAAAGACGAAAUUGCAUUCUUUGUAUUUUUCGCAUUCAAGGGAUGGAAACGACUGCUCUUUGCUGAAGCACCGCGACAAGCAAUCAAUGCAUUUACCCUCUACUCUAUUUUGCAAUCGAAGAAAUUCUCUUUGAAUUACAGCGCUUAUGGCGACAACCUUGUGCAAAGAGCUGCUAUGGUUUUAAUGGCUUUCCCUUUGCUGAUAUUUGUCGCCGAAGCCACUAGACUUGCCAUCGCCUUUCUUCUUUACAUACCCCUGUUAUGUCAUAUAAGAGGAAACUUGAAAGAGUACUGUUGUCACAUGAUUGAUAAAAGAAUCGCUGAACUCCUCCGUACGAAAUCUAGGAAGCGCAUUCAGAAACUGAAAGAAGAAGCGAUAGCAGACAAAGUUGGUGGCAUCAAAAACCCUGCAAAAGUCAAACAAGAUCCAAGUGCCUUCCGUCAGCCAACCCUUCCAACAGUUUCUUUGUUCGAAUCUAAUCAACUCCCACCGUACGGAGCUCCUCCACCGCCUUAUCCACCGUCGCAAGCGCCAAUGUUCGAUGAUCACAGGACAAAAUCACCAGAUCCAUAUAGCGUUGCAGGACGACCAAGAAUAGGUCCACGUCCACAUGCUGCUGGACAGCGGCAACAGUUCCCAGGCAGACGAAACAGUGGUGAAUCGAUGUAUUCCGAGGCAACUUCAUAUACGGCAAUUUCAUCAACAUCAGGAUAUGCUCAAUCACAGGCGGGAGGAAUGUAUCCAAUGCUCCCAGGAGCCCGUGCCGGUGACCGAAUACCAGGCCCACAACCUAAGAGAAGCUAUGGAAAUCUGGCUGCUGCACAAGCUGCCAUAUCCAACCCACGAGAGCAGCAACGUAUUCAACCACAGCAAACCGACUAUGACAGUGAUCCCUAUGGCGGUACAAUAGAUGACUAUUCAGAAUAUGGUGAUGGAGUGCCGGAAAUACCAAGAAAUGAUGCUAACCCCAACGUAGCUAUGCUUGGAAGACCCAACCAGCCUUACGUUGCUGCUCCUGCACCAAUUAGAGCACCAAACAUGUACAAUAAUGCACAAGCACCUGUCGGAUACGACGAUUUUAAUUACCGCCCUCCACCAGGUCCUCGUUCUGGGUCACCUACACCUUCAGUAGGAUCGAACAGUUCUCGGGGAGGGGGACGUGUAAAUCAAAUUGUGCCAUCGCGGUAUCAACAAGGAGACCGGGCACCAAGGUACAAUAAUUAUACUCAGCAGGGCGGUAGACGUGGCGCCGGUGGUGGGAUACCUUAA